UGGCCAUGAUGUUACGCCUGGUGGUCGGUGCCCUCUUCCCAGCACUUCUCCUGGCUGCCCCACCACCCAUCAACAAGCUUGCCCUCUUCCCGGACAAGAGUGCCUGGUGUGAGGCAAAGAACAUCACCCAGAUCGUGGGGCACAGUGGCUGCGAGUCCAAGUCCAUCCAGAACAGGGCCUGUCUGGGACAGUGUUUCAGCUACAGUGUCCCCAACACCUUCCCUCAGUCCACGGAGUCCCUGGUUCACUGUGACUCCUGCAUGCCAGCCCAGUCCAUGUGGGAAAUCGUGACACUGGACUGUCCAGGCAAUGAGGAGAUCCCCAGGGUGGACAAGCUGGUGGAGAAGAUACUUCUCUGUAGCUGCCAGGCUUGUGGGAAGGAGCCCAGCCAUGAGGGAGCCCUGUUCAACGUCUACCUGAACGCGGAGGAGAACAUGCCCGCUGAAGGCCCCUCCUGCUGCCCCUUCUCUCUGGUGUAUAAAGCUGAUUUCUUUGGCACUGUCCUGACAAGAGCUUCCAGAGCUUGUAAUCAAUGCCUCUUCCCCCUCCUUUUUACAAGGUUUAGUUUUAUGGUUGGUUGGUUGUUGUUUGGUUUGUUUUUUUCUUAAAUAAAUUUAGUUCUGACUUCC
Messenger RNA from Chaetura pelagica (chimney swift), 629 nucleotides. Its product is annotated as neuroblastoma suppressor of tumorigenicity 1. The transcript is spliced from 4 exons. The record is from RefSeq and is a predicted model, not a curated record. Gene Ontology annotation, molecular function: BMP binding; receptor ligand activity. Bases 6 to 608 code for a protein of 200 amino acids. NCBI's taxonomy places the organism in Eukaryota, Metazoa, Chordata, Aves, Apodiformes, Apodidae. Gene Ontology annotation, biological process: animal organ morphogenesis.